This is a messenger RNA of Larimichthys crocea (large yellow croaker), 4550 nucleotides long. It is a transcript of the gene slc16a3a, whose product is annotated as solute carrier family 16 member 3a. Gene Ontology annotation, cellular component: basolateral plasma membrane. The record is from RefSeq and is a predicted model, not a curated record. Gene Ontology annotation, molecular function: lactate:proton symporter activity. Bases 377 to 1963 code for a protein of 528 amino acids. Gene Ontology annotation, biological process: transmembrane transport; monocarboxylic acid transport. The transcript is spliced from 7 exons. NCBI's taxonomy places the organism in Eukaryota, Metazoa, Chordata, Actinopteri, Sciaenidae.
AAGGACAGUAAUCAGGAGGCGUUAGGACCCAGCGGCAUGGCGCCAGUCUGCAGACAGACGUGCGGUAAGGAACGAGCGCGGCUGCGGUGCUGAGGCAGGAGGCUGGAGGACGGGCGACUCUCAGCAUCAUCUUCAUCACCACCACCACCACCACCAGGUGGAGGCUCAACAGUUUGUGUUCUUCUGACAUCACGACGACCAGUGCCUGUUGUUGGUCCAGGAAAUCUCUCUCCUCCUUGCUCAACCAAUCAGCAACAUACUGAUACACAUCAUGUGUGACUGUGAAGAUUUGUGAGGAGGACGUCAGAACCUGUGUGAGCAUCUCUGACCCACUCUUCUCUGUCAGCCUCUAUUAAAUCACAGCCCUUAGAGCAUCAUGGGAGGUGUGGCGGUGGACGAGGAUGCAGGGGGGGUGAAGGCCCCAGAUGGAGGGUGGGGCUGGGCAGUGCUGGCAGGCUGUUUUGUCAUCACAGGCUUCUCCUACGCUUUCCCUAAAGCAGUCAGCGUGUUUUUCAAGGAGCUGAUCAGGGAGUUCGGGGUGGGAUACAGCGACACUGCCUGGAUCUCCUCCAUACUGCUGGCCAUGCUCUAUGGCACAGGUCCUCUGUGCAGUGUGCUGGUGAACCGCUUCGGCUGUCGCCCGGUCAUGAUGGUGGGCGGCCUGUUUGCCUCUCUGGGAAUGAUCCUGGCCUCCUUCUCCACCAGCAUCAUCCACAUCUACCUCACUGCUGGAGUCAUCACAGGUCUGGGGUUAGCCCUGAACUUCCAACCAUCUCUGAUUAUGCUCAACCGCUACUUCAGUGAGAAGCGCCCUCUAGCCAAUGGGCUAUCAGCUGCAGGAAGCCCUGUGGCCCUGUGCUGCCUCUCGCCACUCGGCCAGGUCCUCCAGUACCAGUACGGAUGGAGAGGGGGCUUUCUCAUCUUGGGUGGCAUUCUACUCAACUGUUGUGUGUGCGGAGCCUUAAUGAAGCCUCUGGUCGCCCCCAAGGCGAUAAAAGCUAAAGAACUGGACCAGGACAACAAGGAGGGAACAGAGGAGGCUGAGAAGGAGAAAAAGAAGCCUAAAGCUAAGCUGCUGGACUUCUCUGUGUUUAAAGACCGUGGAUUCCUCAUCUACACUGUGGCAGCAUCCAUCAUGGUGCUGGGGCUGUUUGUGCCUCCCGUGUUUGUUGUGAGCUAUGCUAAGGAGCUCGGGAAUGAGGACACCAAAUCGGCUCUGCUGCUCACUAUCCUGGGCUUCAUUGACAUUUUUGCUCGGCCCACGUGUGGCGUGAUUGCCGGACUGAAAUGGGUGCGGCCUCGUUGCGUCUACCUCUUCAGCUUUGCUAUGAUCUUCAAUGGAGCCACUGACCUCAUCGGAUCACAGGCCAAGGACUAUUCAUCGUUGGUGGUUUUCUGCAUCUUCUUCGGCAUCUCCUACGGCAUGGUGGGUGCGCUGCAGUUUGAAGUUCUCAUGGCAAUAGUCGGUACUGAGAAGUUCUCCAGCGCCAUCGGCCUGGUCCUGCUCAUGGAGGCCAUUGCUGUGCUGGUGGGGCCACCUAGUGCAGGCCGGCUUCUCGACGCCACCAAGAACUACAUGUAUGUCUUCCUGCUGGCAGGAAGUGAGGUGGUCCUCUCAGCUCUGGUUCUGGCUACUUGUAACUUCCUGUUUAUCAAAAAGAAGUCCUCGGUGCCAGCAGACAAGCUCAAGAACAUCACAGUGACAGACGACGCCAAGGCGGAGGUGUGCAGCGAACUUGCAGAGAUGACUGACGAGGAGGAGAAAGGUGCAAGAGAGGAGCAAGAGAAGGAGGCAAAGAAGGAGGUGAUAAAGGAGGAGGAGGAGGAAGAGGAGAAAGACAAUAAGAAAAUAGAGGAGGUCAGGCCAGAGAGCGUUACAGUGGACGUACAGGAAGUGGAAAGGUUCUUGAAAGAGCCACAACAAAAUGGUGACGUAGCCACGUGUCCUGAAACAUGCCUGUGAGGAUGGAUGAGCUUAUACCUGCAGCCUCGGCUCGUUCCUUUUUUAAAGUAACCCUCCAUCACGAUGAAGAGUACUACUUCUAAUGAGGACUGGAUAGACGUGCUUCCCUCAUCAUUCAGUGUUUAAUCAGGUGUUUGUGUCUGUGGUUUGCAGAGGGGCCUGAAUGGAGUCACGGCCACAUGAAAUCGUAAGCAACGUCAGCAAUGUUCUAUCACUAGAUGUUUUCAAAUGUGGUUACUAAUAGCUAACAAUAUACAGCACUGCCUUGUGUACACAGUUUGUAAUAAUAAAAUAUUUAUUUUGAUGUAGUCACCAGCAAAUAAAGGUUAGGGGUCAUUCUUUAUUCUUACUGUCAACAAAUGCCAUGAAAAGAACUACAGAUGAAAACCAGCUUUUAGCUAUAUCUAGUGCAACACAUGUUCACAAAGAACAACCAGUUUACCAUGAAUAAUUCAUAGAUAUGGAUUGAUGUUGCUGUUUUUAAAUGCUGGUGUGAACACGACUUCAUAAAUAUUUGUCUAUGGUAUUUCAUUCCUCUGAGCCACAGAGCUGUGUCCCAAUGCAGAAAAUACUUACUAUAGCACCAAUUGUGUAUUCAUCCACAGUCGAAACUAGUCCUCAGCAAAUGCACUAUUUACUCCUGUUAGAGUUACAUUUCCAAAGCGACUACAGAGCCCAUCUGUUGAGGAGGAAAUCGUGUUAAAUGUAAUAUAAUAUAUAUCAAAGUUGUUUUCUAAAGAUUUACCUCUGCACUAGGAACCAAUGGUUGGUGAAAUCACAUGGAGAAGUCUUUUCGUUGGAUCUGUUGGCAGUAAAAAAAUAUAGACUUAUGGCUGCCUUAUCCUUUAAAAACAAAAGGCUGCUUUUUUUCUUACAACAUGUUGUAAAGAGUCAGAACAGCUUAGCUGUAUAUGUAAGAACACCUUUCUAUGGAUGCUUCAAAUGGUACGUGUUUGCUGUGAUCCCCUGACUACGUGGUGUCUUCGAAGCCUAAAAGCCUUCCCUCAUGGUGUGUGCUGUCAGUGACGGCAGGUUAGAUGUUUAAGUGAGAAGUGGUUUCUGUCGUAUCAAUAUUAAAUGGUUGCUACGUGUAUGGAGUGUCAGUGUUGUUUGAAGAUUGUUGCUGGUCUUGUGGUUGCUUUGAAAUUAUAAGCAAGGUCCAAAUACUCUACACUUCUUUGUUAAGGUCUAAAUCACUUUGUUACAUGACGUUACAGUCUUUUAGAUUACUUUCACUAACAGACAGUGUGUGUAACUCUGUUAACUGCUGAUAUCAAGCUUUUGUGGGGUGAUAAUGUGCAGUUGUCUCAAAAAAGUUCACAUUUUGGUAUAAGAGUUACACAAGAUCAAGUAGUAGAGAGUCAGUAUCCUUUAGGAUGGGUUGACAGAUUGCUGCAGAGGAAAUGUCACUAAACUGACUGCAAGAUUACUUUGUCCUCACACUCAUACAUGCUUCGUCUUGUCUGUACUGUUCUGUGUGUUUUAUUAAAGGGAAAUUUAGUUUAUUUAAAACUUUGCUUGUUUUCAGCCUCAUAGAAGUUGCAAUAUAGAAUGUAAUCUGUCAGGUCAGGUCGUAAAAUAACUGAAAUUACCUUUAAGAUGAAAAACUAUUUACUACUUGCAACGCAUUAGGUUUUGGUAGACUGUCCUGAUAUGAGGCUCUCUUUAACAUGUGCCACUCACUGCACUUGCCUCAUUCAACAUUGUGCAUGUUCAAAGCAUCACUAAUCAACAAUUUUAAUUAUCAAUAGAUCAAAUUAAUAUGUGUAAUGUAAAAGAAAUUAAUGGUGGUGCAAGCCAGUCUUGAGGGAUUUAUUGGGAUAUCCUGAUAAUAAGGUAUUGCAAUAAUUAAGUCUAGAAUUAACAAAUGUGUCCUUGAAGUUUGUUUAAUUUGGGUGUUAAUGGACAUAUCCUGAUUCCCAUCUAGAAUAACUUUAGAUAUAGUGUUUCGGAAGUGUUUGGGACUUCAGAACUUCAGUUUAACAUCAGAAAAUUGCAACUUAUCCAGAUUUUAAUAUCAUUAAGGCAUGCUUGAAGUUUAGCUAACUGAUUGGUUUCAUCUUGAUCUGUUUGAUUGAUAAAUAUAAUUGGGUAUCAUCUGCAUAACAAUGCAGUUAAUCAAUGAUCCUGAAUAUUUCCCAAAGGAAGCAUAUAUAAAGUGAACAGAACCUGGUGGAAUCCAGUUAGUCGAUCAUUUUCAGGGAAACUGCUCAUAAUAUAACACAACAGCUGAGCCAGUGAUGCAUCUAUCAGUAUCCAUGGUGAUGAUGACACCUUACAUGAAGACUUCAUGUGGGGUGUCAUCCAUCACUCAGCGUAGGAAAGAGCUGUUCUCAUUUUUUCAUUUUUCAGAGGAGCCGGUCAUCAGAACAAUCUACCAAAACAAUUUCGAUUCUUUAACAAACCACCUGCAAUAACUGCUGGAUAACACAUUAACUUUUAUUUUUUUAAUGGUUUUUAAUGCUUCUAGAUGAAUAGUCAUUGAAUAUUUGGUAUUUUAUUUUCAGAUGUUAUAGAGUAUUUUAUUCUAAUGUAAGCUAAAUAUCAUGCUUUUGUCUUCUCUUAUAAAAACUCACUGUGAUUUGAA